This is a messenger RNA of Nomia melanderi (Alkali bee), 1873 nucleotides long. RefSeq lists its product as uncharacterized. Lineage: Eukaryota; Metazoa; Arthropoda; Insecta; Hymenoptera; Halictidae. The record is from RefSeq and is a predicted model, not a curated record.
GAACCAGUCGCAGUUCGAACCACCUAGGAGACCGAUCGAGGAGAACGAUAUAUAGAUAGAUAGAUAGAGAGAGGGAGAGAGGAAAGAUUGUAUACAUUGGAUAUAUCAUCGACGCGUCUUCAAAGCCUGCUCGCCGACACCUGGCGCGCUAGUCGCGAGGAAGAUCCGUGCCGGACCCAACCCUUGGCCAUGAGCUCGGCCCCGGAAGCAUGCAGAAGCCAUUGAGAGAGCUGGGCCGACUGUGCCUCGGUACAGGUGAGCAGAGCAACGUGACGGCAGAAGUUUGCACUGAGACACGUGGCGGACUUCCUCUUUUGCAAGUAUGGCCGAGCGAUUCGCCGAGGGGCGAGGCCGAUGGACAGGCACAGGCCUUCGUGUUCCCGGAUGUCCAGGAAAAUGUAAACGACAGCGGGAUCGAAUCCAUACAGGGUUUGCAAUCGCUUCCUGAGAAAGAAUUUCAAAUCUUUUCGAAGGCAUCGCCGUCGCCGUGCGGCGUGGCGAGCACUAGCCCAGCCGCGACUCCUCAACAAUCCCGUCGCGCUAGUCUACUCCAUCCGGAUCACGCUCGACUGCAGCUGCAUCAUUUGCAUCACAAUCACCACAAUUCCGGAUCCAAGAGCCCGCCGUCUCCGGACCGCACAUCCAUCGACGAGGAACCGCCUCCGCUGCCGCCGAGUCCUUCGAGUUCAACCACCAGCAGCCUACGCUCGAUCCCAAGCUCCGCUAUCGCUUCGAUGCACUCGCAGGACAGGAGACGCAGCAGCAGGUACAGUAUGUUCGACGCGUUGGACCUGGAGUACGCGCGUCUAAGGGCGGCAGCUCGUGGUUCCGUGGGCCCGUACUCUCUGUCCGAGUCCCUGCACAAGCUGACCUUCACCCAGAGCCUGGCCUUUCCGGCGCUGGCCCGCGGCCUGGCUUCGAAACAGAGCAUUCCCACCAGGAGGCCGCAGCAGCACACCGAGAGCGGGCUGAACGCGUUCGCGAAGGUGGUGACCGCCCUGGUGCUGGUCCUGGUCAGCGUGCUGGUGUUCGGUGUCGUGUACAAGUUCGUGAGGACGUGAGGCUGGCUGCUGGUGCCCGAUCGACAGCCUGCCGCCGCGCAGGAGUUCGAUCGACCGGGCGCUGGCGAUCCUCUCAACGACUAACUUCGUUCUGGUGUGAUUGGCUCAGUGAUUCGCGGGUGUUCGACGUUGUUCGUGGCGACUUCAGCAUGUUCGGGGAUCUGCCAGAGCGUUUCGUGGCUGUUUGACGUGGUUUGAAGGUGUUUGAUGCUGUCUGAAUAUGUCUGAAGGCGUUGAAAUUAUUGAGAAUUGAGACUUGCGAAAGAAUGGUCUCGCGGCGGUCAGUGUUCGCAGAUGGUUUGGAGUUGUUUGUCGAAGAUGUGUGAAGUUGGAUAUUGAGGAGGAUGUUAAGACAGUAGAAGAUGGAAAAUCGUGAAGGCAGAGGAGUCAGUUUGAUUUCUGGUGUUGGGAUCUUAAGCACUGAAUGUUCUGAUACUAGCGACUUCUUGAAUCCUCUCACGUUUGACGCUGUUUGAAGCAUCCGGGCAACCGUUUUAGAUAUGUAUUGUAUACUUACUGUACGAUCGGUGGUCCAGGGAAUCCUCGAAUCUUGAUCAGGCUUACAACAAGGAAGUCUCAAGGCGUUUGACUGAGAACUUAACCCCUUAAGCCCAGCUCGGGAAGGCGAAAGCAGCCGGAACCGAUCGAGAGGACACGGAGGAAAGUAAAAAGUAGUCGAGAAGUAGGACGUAACGAACGAGCUUGACCGGAAACAAUAAAACCGCGGAGAUUGUUUAGAUCUAUAUUUGGACCGGAGGCUGAAUUUUGAUACGGCGCCGACCCGAAGGAUGAAAUUUCGCGGUGGCGCUUGC